This is a messenger RNA of Sander lucioperca (pikeperch), 1124 nucleotides long. RefSeq lists its product as uncharacterized. NCBI's taxonomy places the organism in Eukaryota, Metazoa, Chordata, Actinopteri, Perciformes, Percidae. Bases 132 to 1064 code for a protein of 310 amino acids. The transcript is spliced from 6 exons. The record is from RefSeq and is a predicted model, not a curated record.
AAUCAGCUCGUUAGGCAGUGAUUGGAGGCAGGCUGCAAUAAAUGCUACCUGUGUAUACCUGUAGAGCAAGUUGCUUCAGGGCAGUUGGGCUACUGUUGCUGUGACCAGGCUGCACACUUUAGAACACAGAAAUGGCUCAUGGAGUUUGUUUGGGGUUCUUGCUGAUUUGCUUAGUUCAAGCAGAGCAUGUACAGUGUUUGUGGGCUACACAAGAUCACAGACUGAGCAGCAAUGUUGGCUUGUCGCAAAAGGAUAGUGGAGUUGGUGGCAGCUAUCCCCAGAAUCACCUCAGACAGGCUUCCCUUUUUCCACGCUCAGCCCAUUCAACAGAACAGAAGUCUCCAGUUGCUGUGAUUAAGUCUUCCAGCCUGUUUGGCACAGAUGUUCAAACACCACACAGAAGUCCUAUCCGGACGAAAACCUCAGCCAGUGCCCAUGGUAAAAGAGUGUCUCCACGUCAUGGCUCUAAAACAUCUAAACGUUUCUCAUCCAGCCCAAAUAAGAUUACUGGACUAAACUCUGAGAAUGAGGCAAGUAUACCAAACCAAGGCAACCGGUUUUCUGUUUCCAACAUGGUCUCAAGCAACGACCUGUCCAAACGCGGCGCCCAAGCUGCUUUCCUGCCACGCAGUAUAAAGACGACUGAAAGUCAGCACUAUGCGCCAACCAUAACUUACAACAUCCCUUAUCAAUACGGUGGCUUUGCUAUUAGACGGCUGAAAGAACCUGACCUGACCCCGCAGAGCUACGUGGCGGCCCCCCAGGUCCAGAGGUAUGUGGCGGCCGCUCUGGGCUAUGUUGCUCCCCAGCGUCCAGCGGCCCCCCAGGUCCAGAGCUAUGUGGCGGCCCCUCAGAGCUACGUUGCUCCCCAGCGUCCGGCGGCCCCCCAGGUCCAGAGCUACGUUGCUCCCCAGCGUCCGGCGGCUCCCCAGCAUACUGCGGACCCGCAGAGCUACUUGGAUCCCCAACAGCAGUCUGCAUCUUACAAGCCCUGGGUCCCCAGUGGUCAUGUGACCAGAUGGAUCAGAGUCAAUCCUCAUCUGGGAUUGCCUCAUGUGCUAUAGCAGCAGGUGCAGCAGGUGUCCAGGGAUGGAAGAUUUUUAAAUAAAACAAAUCUACAUGUU